GUCCAGAAUGCAGUAUGAUGUUCAUAUUAACUGAGGAUCCAACUGAACAUAAGUGUUUCACACUUUGUAGCAUUGUUGAGGACUACCGAAAAUCCAUUCAACAAUAACCUCAAUCAAUUAUUUCUGGUAGCUGCGGAAGGAAUUUUGGACCAUUCUUCCUUACAGAACUGCUUCAGCUCAGCCAUAUUCUUAAGAUGUCUGGUGUGAACGGAUCUCUUGAGGUCUACCACAGCAUCUCUUUUGGGUUAAGUUCUGGACUCUGACUGGGCCACUCCAAAAGGUUGAUUUUCUUUUUUUUGAAGCCAUUCUGUAGUGGAUUUACUUAGAUGUUUAAGGACAUUGUCCUGCUGCAUCACCCAGCUUCUACUAAGUUUCAGCUGGCACACAGCCACCCUGACAUUUUCCUGCAGGAUAUGUCAGUAAACUUUGAAAUAUUUUUUCCCUCGAAGAUGGCAAGCGGUCCAGGCCCCGAAGAAGCAAAGCAGCCCCAAAUCAUGAUGCUCCCUCCACCGUACUUCACCGCUGGGAUGAUGUUUUCAUGUUAGUAUGCGGUGCCCUUUUUACACCAUACAUAGUGUUGCGUGUAUUCAAACAACUCAACCUUAGUGUCAUCAGUCCACAAAACAUUUUCCCAGUAGCGUUGUGGAGUGUCAGUGUGGUCUUUGGCAAACUUCAGGUAUGCAGCAAUGUUUUUGUUGGAAAGCAGCGGCUUCCUUCCUGCCCGUUUAAUGUUUUUCAUAUAGUAUAUUCAAGAACAGAGAUGUUCACCAGUUCCAAUGAUUCCUUCAAGUCUUUAGCUGUCACUCUAUGGUUCUUUUUGACCUCAUUGAGCAUUCUGCCGUGUGCCCUUUGAGUCAUCUUGGCUGGAUGGCUACUUCUAGGGAGAGUAGACACCAUAAUAAAUCAUCUCUAUUUAUAGACAAUUUGUCUAACUGAUAUUCAUUGACAGAUGAAUAUCUAAGAUCUUCAAGAUAACUUUGUAACCCUUUCCAGCUUUAUGCAAAGCAACAAUUCUUGAUCGUUGGUCUUUUGAGAUCUCUUUUUUGCGAGGCAUGGUCCACGUCAGAAGAUGCUUCCUGUGAAUAGCAAACUAAAAAUGUUUGAGUGCUUUUUAUAAGUUAAAGUAGCUCUAACCCACACCUCCAAUAUAGUUUCAUUAAUUGAAUGCCAGGUUUGAUAGCUCCUGACUCUAAUUAGCUUUUGUUUACAUUAUUAGCUUAGGGGUUCACUUGCACUGUGAAUGUUUGAAUGAUGUAUUCAAUAUGUAGAAGAAGAAUACAAUCAUUUGUAUGUUAUUAGUUAAAACAGAUUGUGUUUUUUCAUUAUUGUAAGUUAGAUGAAGAUCAAACCAGAUUUUAAGACAGAUCCAGUUUUAUGAUAUCGUGUUUGUUCUGUAAUGAAUUAUAACUAAUUGAGUGAAUAAUGAACUACUUUGAUUCAUUUCCACUCAGGAUGCAGGUGCUGCUGUUGUAAAUUGCUGUAUAUGUCAUACGGAAGGGAAAAUUAAAGAGGCAGUGAAGACGUGUUUGAUGUGUGAGUUAUCUCUGUGUGAUGAGCAUGUUCACCAGCAUCGUGAGGUCUUUCAGGAACACUUGCUGGUAGAGCCACCUAUGAACCCUGACUUGAGUGAAAUUAAAUGCAUGAAUCACACUAAUCUGGUCCUGAAAUACAACAGCCCUUUGUCCAACACAAGCACCUGCAAUACUUGUGCAUUAGAGAGAAAGUGGAUGGACCAAAUUAAAGAAAACUUAAAUUACCUGGGAGAACGAUUUGAGAAUUACAUCAAGAGCCAACAUAGGGGUCUUGAAAAGAUAGUAGAUAACAGUCACGACGUUCUCAAGUCUCAUACAGAUUUUCUCAGAGCAAACAAUGUCCCAAACCAAAAGACUGAUGAUGUCGCUUUUGGAGCUGUUGCUAUAAUUCUGCUCUUAAGUUGCUUUUGUGUGCUCAGUAUGUAUAUCGAAAACAACAAGAUCAGAAGCACUGUACUAACUCAAAGAACACAACUGCAAGAGCUCUUCCAUUACCUCUCUGAUGCUGAAUGUUUUGAUCCAUCUACAUCAUCAUCAACCAACAAAGUGCACAGCCCAAGCCCUCAAUUGAUGAAUUUUUUGACCCUUGAUUUGGACUCUUCAAGCCCCUUUCUCAAAGUAUCUCCGGAUCUCAUGUCUGUGGAGCGAGUUGAUCAUAAACUCCCCCUACCCUCACAUCCAUCCCGUUUCAGAGAGACCCCUCAGAUCCUAACCCAUCAAUGCUUUUCCUAUGGGAGGCACUACUGGGAAGUGAUUCCUGAGGGAGUCUGGGACGUCGCUGUGUCCUACAAAAGCAUUAAACGGAACGUCAGGGACUUCUUUGGAUAUAACAAGAACUCUUGGAGUCUCACGAGAAAGGGCAACGGUUCUCUUGUUGUCUACCACAAUAGGACACAGACUAUGGUUUCCAGGUCCUUGGACUAUCAGAAGGUUGCAAUAGCUAUUGAUUUCCAAGAGAGGUCCAUCACCUUCUCAGAGGUUGGGAAACAAAUCAACCUGUUGCACAAGUUCAGAUCCCAGCUCACUCAACCUGUUUGCCUUGGCUUUGGAUUGUACAAAUCAAAUCCGCCAAGCAGAAUAACCAUUGUUAAAAAAAUCCCCUUUCCAAUGGCUGUUUGAAAAGCAUAAUAUGGGUGUUUCAUUGUUCUUGGUAAUCUCUCUUGCCCAAACAAAUAAAUGCUUAGAGAUGAUUAAAUUAUUUAGACAAUGCAUUUUGUUAAAUGAUUUAGUCUUCGGAAGACUUUGAUUAAUAAUAAUAGUAAAAAUAAUAAAAAAAUUAAUUAAAAAAAUGGUUACUGUUGGUACAAAUCUACAAAGAUUUUCAGAAGUCACUUUGACAAAACAAAUUAAACAAAUUAAAGGAAUUGUUCACCCAAAUUUUAAGUUCUCUCAUUAGCUACUCACCCUCAUGCCAUCCCAGAUGUGUAUAACUUUCUUCUGCUGAACACAAACUAAGAUUUUUAGAA
Molecule: messenger RNA, 2998 nt
Organism: Myxocyprinus asiaticus (Chinese sucker)
Lineage: Eukaryota; Metazoa; Chordata; Actinopteri; Cypriniformes; Catostomidae
Product: E3 ubiquitin-protein ligase Midline-1-like
Exons: 7
Coding region: 1530-2651 (373 amino acids)
Molecular function (GO): protein binding
Source: RefSeq, a predicted model, not a curated record